Oreochromis aureus is the source of this 2475-nucleotide messenger RNA. RefSeq lists its product as uncharacterized. The coding region runs from base 23 to 1876 and encodes 617 amino acids. NCBI's taxonomy places the organism in Eukaryota, Metazoa, Chordata, Actinopteri, Cichliformes, Cichlidae. The record is from RefSeq and is a predicted model, not a curated record. The transcript is spliced from 7 exons.
UGACGGUAACAUCUGAGACACCAUGGAUCAGCAGCGUAUUACAAACAUGACGAUUAAACUCAUGGUUCUUGCUUUGUACUGUAAAGGUUCCUUAGCUGAGAUCACCAGAGAGCUCAGUGUCUUAGUGGGCAAUGAGGUAACGCUCAGCUGCAUGUUCGACACACCGCAUAAGCUAGUGGAGUGGAGUGCUCUUAGUAUUGAGUGGAACAUGGUGGACAAACAUGCAAAGAAGAGCAUGGUGUACACGCUGGAAGAUGGAAGAGCUCAAGUGUACAAAGAAGGUUCUGUGGUGAAUGAAACGUGCCUGCGGCAGAGUGAUGCGUCCCUGCAGCUUCAUAAUGUCACUGUAGGAGAUGAAGGGCUGUACACUUGCAGAGUCAUCAACCCUCUGAUCUACACAGAGUCCACUGCUCUGAAAGUGCUCGCUCAGCCUUCAGUGUUGCUCCCAGAAAAGGCAACAGUGAGAGAAGGACAGGAGAAAACCAUACAGUGUGAUGUAACAGGUUUCUACCCAGAGAAAGUGGCUGUGACGUGGCUGAUCCAAAAUGGCACCCAGACCAUCCAUGCAGGGUUGGGCCAACUGUCCCGUGUCUGCAAUGAGCUGGCUGUACACAACCCAGAUGGCACCUACAGCAUUCGUAGUGGCAUCACGCUGCACUCCUCAGUACUAAGGGGUGGAGAGAUACAUGUCAUCUGCCAAGUUGAGCACCAGACCUACAAUGGUCUCUACAACCGAUCUGUAACACUGGCUGUUCAAGCUCCACCAGAGCUGCUUCACAGUACAGCCACUGUGAUAGCUGUUACAAGUGUAAUAACUUUGCUACUGGUCACCUGUGUUACUGGAGGAUCUUUAUAUCUCUACAGAUAUUUUUACAAAGUUCCAUUUAAUGUUUCGGAAAUCAGUCAGCCCAUCAUAAUAUACGCUCAGGUACCCACAGAACUGAUGUGCACCAUUCAGGGAUCCACAAGGUGGGAGCUCAAAGUGAAAUGGUUUAAACUAAGAACCAGUCCAGACUCAGUGAUUCAGUCAGAGUCAGGUUCUUCAGAUUCCCUGCUGGAGACUGAGGAUCUCAGCGAACAGGCUUGUCUGCAGUCAGAUGGCAAAAAUCACACAUCUGUCCUGCCUGUAUUUCUGACUGUUACUGACGACCAAACCAAAUACCAGUGUGUAGUGUGGUGCAAGGACAGGAGCUUCAGAAGGGAGACCACAGUCAAGGUUAAAGUAGAACCAUCUUUUCUUAAGAUCUCCAGCAUUCCUCAGAUCCCAAAGGUGGAGAGGCUGCUGGUUCUCUGCUGUCGCGUGGAGAACUUUUACCCCCAGGACAUCGACCUGGAAUGGUACAGGAAUGAUGGGGAGAAGGUCCACCUCGUCACUCACUUUGGCCCCUUCUCUGACCAGAGCCGCCUCUACAAUGUGUGGAGUAAGAUCGAGCUCAUCAUGGCCAUAGAGGAUGAGAGGGCCAUGUACACUUGCCGGGUUUAUCACUCCAGUUUCCAAGCUCCGGGGUACAAGGAUGUCUUUUACCACAUCAACACUCAAGGAAGCCCUCCUGAUGUGAUGUUCAUCGACCAUGAACCUCAGUGUCCUAAAGUGAAUGAAGAGUGUUCUUUGCACCUGCACAUAAAAGACUUUUGUCCUGAGGAGGUGUUGGUGACAUGGACUAAAGAUGGAGACAGGGUUGUUUCUGGUGUCUUCAAUACUCCCCCCAGCCUGAACGUCAACGGCCUGUACUCCAUGUUCAGUUUCCUCAAACUCAAUCCCACCAAGAAUGACCAAGGCUGCACAUUCAAAUGCCAGGUGGUUCAUAGUGCUCAGAAGGAGCCUGAGGAAAGGAUCUUCAUAUUUCCAAAACUCUGCCUAACAGACAGCUGUUGAUGUCUAAACCUACUUUGGAUCAUUUCACAUCUGGUGUCACUGUUCUGGGUCAGUUUGACCCAGCUUUUUCUGUUUCUGUUUUGGGGUUUUUCUAAAUUAUGAUUUGUUUGGAUUUUUGAGUUGUGCUGGUUUGAUUUUGUAUUAAGGGUUAUUCUUGGUUUUGUUCUCUUGAUGUUAUUUGUUGUCCUGGUCUCUAGUUUAAGCCACUGUCUUCUCUGUUUCAAGUGUUAUAUUCUUGCAGUCUAUCUCUCAGUGUCAAGUUUGCGUUUUUGUGAUUUGUUUCGUAUUUCCUGUUUUUUUUGUUUUGAUAGUCCCAGUCCUGUGUCAGUAUAUUCAGUUUUACCUGCCCCUGUCUCGUUAGCCCUAAUCUCACCCAGCUGUGUCUCCCUCCUGUUUCCCAUUCCCUGAUUACUCCCUUGUGUAUAUAAGCCCUGUGUUUGCCUUUGCUCUUUGUUGCGUCAGUCCUUAGUUCCUCUGUCCAGAGUUUUGUUUUUUGGUGAGUUUAAUCUUCUAAGAGGUUUUUCCCAGCAAUAAAGCUGCGCUUUGAGUUUUACCUCUGUGUUUGAGUCCUGUUUUUGAGUCCACCUUUCCUGCCUGCC